AUGACAUUGACUAUACUUGACUUGGGUGAAGAUAUCUUGACGUUUGCCAUCUCACGCUACUUGUCACCUGAUGACAUUUUCAAAUUCUUCACUUUAAACUCGACGCUAUACAAACUAUUUGAAACAUCACCAACGGUAUAUCAAUUGCUCUACAAUAAAAAGUUUACCAAUAAUGAAAACAACUACACAUUGAAUUUGCAACAACAUCUCAAUUGGAAACAACUAUGGCAUCUAAGAUGCAACACCAAUCAACAGCUUUUUACAUGGGGUGAAAGUAAUGGCGGUAGAUUGGGUUACUUGUCCACUCGAAUUGAUCAAUCACAUGUUCUGAGAAAAUUGGGCGGUUGGUCAGUACAUACUCCUACAAAUAUAUCUGAAUUCAAUCAACAUCUUAUUGUUGAUCUCAAGGCAAAUGGGUAUAGUUUUAUUAUAUUGUUGAAUAAUGGUGAGUUGUGGUUUACGGGUAUGGAUUGGAAGCGUCCUCAACAAGGGUUAUCAACACCUGGGCCAGUUAGAAAUAAGGACUACAAGCCCAAUCCUGGAACAAUGGCAUUGAGUAGUAUGAAUAAUAACGCAGAUGAUAAUGUCGGUGGGAGAAGAAGUAUUAUUCCUGGUAGAGGUGGUGGUAGGUUUGGGGUAAUGCCCAUGCCAAUGCCUGGAAGAUUUACUAAUGAUGAUGAUGAGAGUAGUGAGAGUGAUGAUAGUGGCACUCCACAAGAAGGUUCGAGUGGUGGUAAUCGUGUCUCUCCUCCAGCACCAGCACCAGCACCGGAGACCUCUUCUCAGUUGCCACAGUCGAGAAGAAAACUUCAACCGAGUGAAUCUAGAUCUUCGUUGAGACAUCCACCUUCCAAGAUCCAGGAAACCAAUUUUUUAUCACGGUUAUUUCUUCCGCCACUUGAUGGGCCCGAUAACAGAAAGAUUAUUUCAAUUAGCACUGGGAGAGAGCAUAUUGUUGCUUUAGAUGACCAAAAUAAUGUAUACACAUGGGAUUCUGGAUGCAAUUCAAAUAUAGGUAUCCACAUCAAAUUUCCUGGUGUACCAGGUCAGACCAAUAUAGUCAAGAUUUCGGCAGGCUGGAAUCUAUCAGCUUGUCAAAUCGAUGGUGUUGGAUUAGUUGUUUGGUAUUCGAGGGAAUCCUUAACCAAAGAGCAAUUUGAUCAGCAAAACUAUCAAAGUAGAGCUAGCUACUUGGUUAUCCCAGGAACCGAAAACAAUGUGGUUGAUUUCACAGUUGGUGCAGACUAUGUCUUAUUCAUUAAAAAAUCAGACUCCAAAUUAUAUCAAUUCAGACUAAGCGCCCAUGAUUUAUCAACCAGGGAUGAGGGUCUGUUAGACGUCAAUGACUUGAAAAGGAUGAUUACGCCCAUGGAAAAUUUCAACCAUUGGAUCACCCAACAAGAGGCAAGUAUUGAAUUCACUCGAUUAAACAGUUGUUUUACAAACUUCGUUGUGUUUACCAAUCACGAUCAAGUACUUAUUGGAAACAGUGCUCAUUUACUUCACAACAUCAAUGAUGAACAUCAAGAACAAGGCAAAGAACCAGUGAUUAUCCCCGACUUACAAGGACAAAAUAUCAAAUCAGUUGAAAUUGGCGAUUAUCAUUAUUUGGCCCUAACUAAUGAUGGAUCGUUACUUAGUUGGGGAACUGAAUCAAGAUCGUGUGGGUGUUUAGGCAUAGGACCAAGAGAGCUAGCAGCAGCCGAGAAUCCAGGUACCGUGGUUGAGCGCGGCGCCAAUUUGGAGGUUAAACAGCCAAUGCAUGUAAAGAAUCCAUUGGGAAAUAGAACCACAGGUAAAUGGGUUGCAGUUGCCGCUAGUGGAUGGCAGUCAGGUGGUAUAUAUGUGCCACUAGAGGAGUAG
This is a messenger RNA of Lodderomyces orthopsilosis Co 90-125, 1863 nucleotides long. RefSeq names its product SCF ubiquitin ligase complex subunit. The record is from RefSeq and is a predicted model, not a curated record. Gene Ontology annotation, cellular component: cytoplasm. The transcript has a single exon. The coding region runs from base 1 to 1863 and encodes 620 amino acids. Lineage: Eukaryota; Fungi; Ascomycota; Pichiomycetes; Serinales; Debaryomycetaceae. Gene Ontology annotation, molecular function: guanyl-nucleotide exchange factor activity.